Molecule: messenger RNA, 1673 nt
Organism: Drosophila eugracilis
Lineage: Eukaryota; Metazoa; Arthropoda; Insecta; Diptera; Drosophilidae
Product: reticulocalbin-2
Exons: 4
Coding region: 376-1404 (342 amino acids)
Cellular component (GO): endoplasmic reticulum
Molecular function (GO): calcium ion binding
Source: RefSeq, a predicted model, not a curated record
GUUGAGGGUCACACUAUUAGCUUCAUUGGUUUUUUUUGCCUACUCCGCGGAGGUAAAUAAACUAAUAUUUAGUUUAGAUAGCCAUAAAUUUAAGACUAAUAAAUUAAAUCGAAAGCAAAUAAAUAAAAACCCUCACUGAAGAAAAAUGCGGUAAGAUAAUUUUUUUUUUGAAAGAUUAAAGUGGUAAUCGGAGCUAGCAGCUGUCGGCUUGAUAAACUGGCGAAAGGUGAACUGAGUUCAUUGUAUUGUUACGCAUUACGUGUGCCUCCACCCGCAGUCCCUCCUCCUCCUCAUUUUCAUCCACUCAAGAGUUCGGGAAGCUGCCAAAAAAUAAUAAAGAAAAAGACUAUACGCCGCUCGGCAUAAUCAAUUAAAAUGCCUAGGAAUCUUCCGUUCCUCCCGCUAGCCCUUUGUGCCAUCGCCUUUCUGGCCGCCGUGGGUCCAAUGCCUGCAAACGGGGCGGUGGCCAAUAGUCACAAGCACGAGAAACAUCAUAGCAAGGAGCGGGUCAAGGAUGGCAUCUACGCCCCCCGGGAUGCUCAUCACCACGGCGAGGAUGGGGAGCACAACGUGGAGUUCGAUCAUGAGGCCAUCAUUGGAAAUACGAAAGAGGCUCAGGAGUUCGACACACUUACACCAGAGGAAUCGAAGAAGCGUCUGUUGGUUUUAAUCAAAAUGAUGGAUCUAAAUAAGGACGAAUUUGUUGACCGGCAUGAGUUGAAAGCAUGGAUAUUAAGGUCUUUUAAAAAACUAUCUGAAGAGGAAGCAGCAGACAGAUUUGAAGAAAUAGAUCAGGAUGCGGACGAGAAAAUAACUUGGAAAGAGUAUCUGCAGGAUACAUAUUCCAUGGAGGAUGAAGACUUUAAAAAAGAGACCAUUGACUAUGAAAGCUAUGAGGACGAGCAAAAGAUGAUAAAGCAGGACAAAGAGAUGUUCAAUGCGGCAGACACGAAUAAGGAUGGAGUUCUGACGAUGGAGGAAUUUAUUUACUUCCAAAAUCCCGAAGAGCAUCCACAGAUGUUACCUGUACUUCUGGAGCACACUAUGCAGGACAAAGACUUGGAUCACGACGGCAAGAUCAGUUUCCAGGAGUUCGUCGGCGAUGCAGCUUCACAUCACGACAAGGAGUGGUUGAUCACGGAAAAAGAACGAUUCGACAAGGAUCACGAUAUCAAUGGCGAUGGUGUGCUUACGGGCGAUGAGGUUUUAUCCUGGAUUGUGCCAAGUAAUACGGCGAUUGCCAACGAUGAAGUGGAUCACCUGUUUGUAUCCACCGAUGAGGAUCAUGAUGAUCGGCUGACAUACCUGGAGAUACUUAACAACUACGAUACCUUUGUGGGCAGCGAGGCCACCGAUUACGGGGACCACUUACAAAACAUAAACCAUCUCUACGACGAGCUGUAGAUCCCAGCCAAUCAUCAAUCCUGCUAUAGUGAACCUGUGCUUAGUAUUGUAUUUCAUUUAAAUAGUUAGUAAAUUGAAGUUUUAUUUAUGUAAAUUCAUGCGACAAUUGCAAAUCAAUAUCGCUAAAUUGUUUUGAGCGCUUCUUACAAAUUUCAUUUUCUUGUCUUAUUUCUGGUUUGUCAUUUACCAAUUAAAUUAUGUGUUGUAAUUUAUAUAGACACCCAAGAAAAAAAAUUCUACAAAAAUCAUAAUAAAUAAUUUUUACUAAA